AUGUCGGAAGCAGUGGUAUCCACUCAAGAAUCUCAAGCAUCUUCACUUCCACCCUCAAUAGUUGUAACAUCUUCAUCACCCAAUGAUGAUAUAGGACAAGUAGUAGUCGAUAUUUCUCAAGUGUCGUCCGAUGUUGUUGAUAAACUGGAGGAUAACCAUUUUGCCUCUCCAUCAACAUUGCAAGCUGUUGCCUCAGCCAUGAGAAAUGAAUUGUCUUUUAAAAGUAGUAGGAGAAAUAGUGCGGUAGAGUUUGAAUUAAAUGUUGUUCCACAGAGGAAAUUGACUCUGAAAGGAACAAUUAAGCCAAUCAAACAUCCAGGUGUAGGUUUUCUUAAGAAAUCAAGCUCCCUGGCAAAGGUUGAAUUUCAUGAUGACCCACUUGUUGAGGGUGAUGAGAGAUGUUUCUUGGAGUGGAAGGGAUUGCAAUAUCCUUUAGGAGCUACAAAUGAAUCAUUGCAUCUUAAGAAUGUGUGUGGAUUUGCGACACCAGGAAAGAUAACAGCUCUCAUUGGUUCUUCUAAUAGUGGCAAGUCAACUCUAUUGAAUAUACUAUCCCAGAGAGGUGAUUUUAAGGAUUUUGGAGGCCAAAUAUUAAUUAAUGGAAAGGUUGUUUGUUCGUGUCAUGACAAACCGAGUAUUAGACUAACAUCAACUCAAUACAAGUCUCUGGUUGCUCAUGUCCCAAAGCAUUUUGCAACAUCCCACCCAGUUUUGACUGUGAGGGAAAUUUUGAAUUUCACAGUCAAAUUGAAAUUGACAAACAUUAAGAGUGCAGCCUCAAAUUGUAGAGAGGAACGUUUGGAAUACCUCCUCAAAAAGUACGAGUUGAAAAACAAGGAGAAUGUGUUUUAUUCAGCCCUUGGAACAGCUGAGAAGAAGAGAUUACACAUUGCCGUGCAGAAUGUUCUCAAACACAGAGUAUUACUUCUUGAAUAUCCAACAGAUGGCAUGGAAAUUGGAGAGGCUGCCCAUUUUAUUAGAAUUAUGAAAUCAAUUGCUCUUAUGGGUGUGGGAGUGGUGGUCACAUCUCACAAGCCAUCUUUAAAAGAACUAGAGUUAUUUGAUUAUAUAUCAAUACUUAAUAAGGGAAAUCAAUUAUACUUUGGUCCACCGAACAAGUUAAUUACCUAUUUUUCAAAAAUCGGUGUCAGUGCUGAUGAAUCAAAUCAUAAUGAAGUAGAGUUUUUGUUCCAAGUUAUUUCUCUCCUUCAGACAGAGACAUUUGAAACAAUACUAGUCGAAGAUGCACAAGAGCCGUUAGAUCAGAGUGAGUUAUUUGCCACAGAGUAUAUCAAACAAUUGGACGAUUUCUUCAUUCCCAUGAAAAAUAAGGAGGAAAAUCGAUAUCUUGAAAAUGAUCCAACAACUUUUCACUACGAGCCUUAUUAUGCCAACUUCUUUUACUCUGUUUUUACACUUAUAAUGAGAAAUUAUUUGAGUAGAUUGAGAAAUUGGAAAGUGGAAUUUUUAAUACCUUUCGUGGAAAAAAUAGCAGUAUCUGUAUUUAUUGGAUUAUUAUACUUUCAAAUAGAUCCUAACAAUAUGCCAUUGAAGGGUAAAAUUUUUACCUUUCUCAAUUUAAAUAUCUCUUUAACGUUUUCUGCAAGUUUGAAAAAUUUAAUUAAUCAAAUUCCAAUGUUGACCCAGGAGAGAAAUAGUUCAAUCUAUAGAACUAGUGCGUUUUUUAUUUCCAAGACAAUGGAGGAUUUAAUAGAAACGUCGAUAUUUUCGCUGCUUUUUGGUGGAAUCGUUUAUUUUAUGACUGGAUUGACAUUGGAAUAUGAUCGAGUAUUAAUUUUCGGCCUUAUUUUUGCUACUUAUCAUUGGACUUGUGUGAGUUUUGCUCAAAUGCUUGUUUCACUUGUUCCUAUACCACCUUUAUUGAAUUUAAUUACACCAGUAAUUAAUAUUAUGUUUAUAUUAACAAGUGGGGUUUAUGGUAUUCAUAAUACUGAAUGGUUAGCUUGGUUUAAAUAUCUCAAUUAUCUGUUUUAUGGUUUCAAAGCUAUGGCUAUCAAUGAGUUUGAUAUUCAACUAGAAACACCUUUAAAUACUACCCUCCCUUCAAAUUACUACACAAACGGAACCUAUUUCCUGGAAAAGAAUUAUGGAUAUUCAGAUCCACAUUACAUGUUGUGGGUCUAUUUGGCAAUUCUCACUUCUUUUUGGAUUGUUUGUAAGAUUUUGAGCUAUGUUGGACUAAGGUUAGUUUAUGGAAAGAAGAGCUGGUUUAGAGUUUUUAAGAAAAUACUUCGAUCAUGUAGGAAAUAA
This is a messenger RNA of Naegleria gruberi, 2271 nucleotides long. RefSeq lists its product as uncharacterized. Gene Ontology annotation, molecular function: ATP hydrolysis activity; ATP binding; ABC-type transporter activity. The record is from RefSeq and is a predicted model, not a curated record. Lineage: Eukaryota; Heterolobosea; Eutetramitea; Acrasida; Naegleriidae. The transcript has a single exon. The coding region runs from base 1 to 2271 and encodes 756 amino acids. Gene Ontology annotation, cellular component: membrane.